Molecule: messenger RNA, 1773 nt
Organism: Penicillium pulvis
Lineage: Eukaryota; Fungi; Ascomycota; Eurotiomycetes; Eurotiales; Aspergillaceae
Product: putative choline sulfatase
Exons: 2
Coding region: 1-1773 (590 amino acids)
Molecular function (GO): sulfuric ester hydrolase activity
Source: RefSeq, a predicted model, not a curated record
AUGGCGAACAAGAAGCCUAACAUCCUUUACAUUAUGGCCGACCAGAUGGCCGCACCCUUGUUGUCCUUGCAUGACAAGGACUCGCCCAUCAAGACCCCUAACUUGGACCGUUUGGCGGCGGGUGGUGUGACUUUUGACUCGGCCUACUGUAAUUCACCGCUGUGUGCUCCUUCUCGCUAUGUGAUGGUGAGCGGCCAGUUGCCCUCGAAGAUUGGUGCUUAUGACAACGCUGCCGAUCUGCCCGCGGACACUCCGACUUAUGCCCACUACCUGCGCCGAGAGGGUUACCACACGGCUCUGGCCGGUAAAAUGCACUUCUGCGGUCCGGACCAGUUGCACGGCUAUGAGCAGCGUCUGACGAGCGAUAUCUACCCCGGUGACUACGGCUGGUCCGUGAACUGGGAUGAGCCGGAAAUCCGCCAGGACUACUACCACAACAUGGCCUCGGUGAUGGAUGCGGGUCCGGUGGUGCGCACAAACCAAUUGGACUUUGACGAGGAGGUUAUCUACAAGUCGCAGCAGUACUUGUACGACCAUGUGCGUCAGCGCACUGACCAGCCCUUCUGUCUGACAGUGUCGAUGACCCAUCCCCACGACCCAUAUGCCAUGACCAAGGAAUUCUGGGACAUGUACGAAGAUGUCGACAUCCCGCUUCCUAAGAACGGCAACAUUCCCGACGACCAGCAGGAUCCCCACUCCCAGCGUGUGAUGAAGUGCAUUGACCUUUGGGGCAAGAAGAUGCCGGAAGACCGCAUUCGUGCUGCCCGCCGCUCCUACUACGCUGCCUGCACUUACGUUGACACCAACAUUGGCAAGCUGCUGAAGGUUUUGGAGAACACUGGUUUGGAUGAGAACACAAUCAUUUGUUUCACUGGUGAUCACGGUGACAUGCUUGGCGAGCGUGGUCUGUGGUACAAGAUGACUUGGUUCGAGAACUCGGCCCGCGUGCCAAUGCUCUUCUACGCCCCCAAGCUGUUCGAGCCCAAGCGCAUCAAGGAGAAUGUUUCUACUAUGGAUAUGCUCCCUACGUUUGUCGAUCUGGUUGGCGCUCCUCUCAUCAAGGAAUUGCCCCUUGACGGUGUUUCUCUGAUGCCUUAUUUGACCGGCGGCGAGGGCCCUCGUACCGACACCGUCUAUGGCGAGUACAUGGGCGAAGGUACCCAAGCUCCUUUGAUCAUGAUCCGCCGUGGCUGCUGGAAGUUCAUCUACUCCACCAUCGACCCGCCCAUGCUGUUCAACGUGGCGGCCGACCCAGAGGAGAAGAUCAACCUGGCAGCUGGCCUCUCUACCCCAUCAACCCCCCGCCCUCCUCUCGCAGUGAAGUCCGCCAAUCCUCUGGGUGUGCCUGCAUCUCUCCCCACGCCCGGCGAAACUCCUCGCGUGUCUCCCAUCCCCCAGCGUGUUGGCGAGAACGCCGGCUACCCCUUCCCCACGCCUACACCCCCACGCACCCCUAGCCCUGCCAAGUUCCAGAGUCUCCCGGACACUACCGACCCCGCCAAGAUGCUCGCCUACUUCACCGAGGAGGUUCACGCACGCUGGGAUCUGGAGAAGAUCCGCCAGGAUGUCCUGACCUCGCAGCGCCGUCGUCGUCUGGUCUACUCCGCUUUGAUCGAGGGUACGCCCCGCAACUGGGAUUGGGAGCCACGUGUCGACCCUAGCACUCAGUACGUGCGUAACCAGGGUAAGGGCAUCCUGGAUGAUGUCGAGCUUAUCUCGCGCUGGCCUCGCGUUUUGCAGCAGGCAGCUAACGAGCACGGCCUUACCGUCUAA